Molecule: messenger RNA, 1465 nt
Organism: Volvox carteri f. nagariensis
Lineage: Eukaryota; Viridiplantae; Chlorophyta; Chlorophyceae; Chlamydomonadales; Volvocaceae
Gene: nuc1
Product: mitochondrial nuclease
Exons: 12
Coding region: 59-1465 (468 amino acids)
Biological process (GO): apoptotic DNA fragmentation
Cellular component (GO): mitochondrial inner membrane; nucleus
Molecular function (GO): RNA endonuclease activity; single-stranded DNA endonuclease activity; nucleic acid binding
Source: RefSeq, a predicted model, not a curated record
CAUGCUAAAGGCAUUUGCGUGCUGAGGAGAGAGCGGUAGUUUGCGCUGUCGCCCGAAAAUGAGGAUGCUCUUUGUGGGAUUUGGCGUCGGUGUUGCGGUGGGCGCCGGAGGAUGUUACCUAUACCUGUCAGCGGUCAAGCAGCCUCAGGACAGACGUGCGGGCCUUGGCAUCAGCUUGGUGGAGGGACACCACGCCGCCAAGUUCGGCGCACCAGAGACCGAGAUAUUACGGCAGUACGAAGGCUACGUUGCGGCGUACGACUACCGUACACGGAACCCCAAGUGGGUUCUGGAGCACAUCACCAGGGCCUCUUCCAACGGAGAUGCCAAAAGGGAGGGCUCGGAGUUCUUCCCGGACCCGGGGAUUGACCCAAGGUUCAGUGCCAAGCUGAGCGACUUCCGCGGCUCUGGGUACGACAGGGGCCACAUGACACCCGCUGCGGACCACAAGUCUAGUCAGAAGGCGAUGGACGAGACAUUCAGCCUCAUCAACAUCAGCCCGCAGGUCGGUGCGGGUUUCAAUCGGGACUACUGGGCCAGGUUCGAGCGCUUUGUCAAGGAGCUGACGUAUGCCGCUGCGGACGUGUACAUCGUCACGGGACCGCUGUGGCUACCCACGCAGUCGCCGCCGCUGCAGCAGCAGCAGCAGGAUGGCGAUGGCGGGGGCGGGGGCGGCGGUGGUGGGGAGGCGAGUGGCAAGGCCAAGGGAGGCAGAUGGACGCUCGUACACGACUGGAUUGUGGUGAUUGGGCUUGUGCGUGGUCCUUUUUCUUUGGUUGGUUACUUCUCCCCUGGACCAGCCCAGGAAGGGAGAGGUACAGGAGGCAAACCGCCGGGUCUGGUUGCCGUACCCACUCACUACUACAAGGUUGUGCUAGCUGACCCUCGAGGGGGGGGAGGCGGUGAGUACGGAAAGGGCGCGACGCCACGUGACCCGCCGUCGCCGCUAUCCAACGGUACGGUGGCGGUUGGCGCAUUUGUCAUGCCCAACCAACCUAUCGAUGCGCGCAACCCGCUGACGGCCUACGUGGUGCCGUUGGACGACCUGGAGCAGGUGGCUGGCACCAAGUUCUUUCCCGCGCUCCUUGACGAGCCGCGUCGCAGAGCUGCUCUGGAUGCAGCGGCGGUGGGGUGGCGGCAGGAGGGGCUGGCGCAGCUGAAACCAUUUGAACGGAUCAGCAUGAAACAGGCAUAUGCUGCACUGCCGGCACCCACGGACACGGAUGCCAGCAGCACGCAACCUCCUCAGGUUACCUCUCCAAAGGCACCACCCGGUAACGCCUCCUCCUCCUCCUCAUCAUCAUCAUCAUCGCCGCCGCCUGCGCCCAAGACACCACGGGGUGCGGAUGUGGUGCACAUUUGCGACGUGAACGCAUGCCAACUCCCCAGACCAGACUUUUACUUACCGGCAGGCUCCGGAACUAAGAGCCGUAGCAGCAGCAGUACUAGCAGCCAGCGGCAGUAG